AUGGACACAAGUGAGCCUGGGCACGAUGAUGAAAUUGUAACGGAUACAAUCUGCGGUACAAGUGCAACUAAACAGGAUGAUGGGAUCUCAAUCGGAGAAGUAUCUGAAGGUGAAUCUUUAAAUAGCGAUGUAGAAACGAGUGCUGUGGAGACGACUGGCUGUCAUGAUUUUGAUGACAUAGCGGAUUGGCCAACAAAUUUACAGAAUUCCCAAAUUGAAAAGAUACAGGAAAUUAUUUCAUUGGUCGCCAAAGCUACAAAGGAUAAGAUUUUGGACAUGGUCAAAAAUGCAAUGUAUUUCUCAGUUAUUGUGGACUGUACACCUGAUGUAAGUCAUAAAGAACAGAUGUCCAUUGUUGCGCGUUACGUCCACAUCGAAAGAGCAGCUGAAGGUAACAAUGCUAGUGUGGAAAUUAAAGAAAGUUUUGUGGAAUUUAUUAACAUUGUAGACACAACUGGAGCAAAGAUGACCGAAGAAAUUUUAAAUUCUUUGAAACAAAAUGACUUAUCUAUUAUGAAUCUUCGUGGUCAAGGCUAUGACAAUGGAACCAAUAUGCGAGUCGUUGUUGAUGCAGUAAAAGGAGCUAUUGAAAUUGUUAAAUUUUUUUCGACCAUACAAACAAUUUACAAUUUUUUCUCGGGAUCGACAAAGCGUUGGCACAUUUUCCAGUCCAUGUGUUGUAAAUUGACGGUGAAAUCGUUAAGCGAUACUAGAUGGGAAAGCCGUGUUAAGGCCGUUAGUGCUUUGAAGACCGGAUUGAAAGGCAUUUAUUCUGCGUUAAAAGAAGUCGUUCAAUUGCAAAAAGAUUCACUUACACGUAUAACAGCGGAAUCAAUCGCAUCCAAGACAUUAGACAACUUUGAAUUCAUUUGUGGACUAAUUAUCUGGCACGAAGUAUUAACAGAAAUCAAUUGUACGAGCAAAUUGUUACAAUCACAGAGCAUGGAUGUGAAAUCAGCAGCAACUGCGUUGAAAAGGACAACUGAAUUUCUCGUUUCUCGUAACUGUGAAGAUUCCUUCGAGAAAUAUAUUUCACAAGCAAAAGUCCUCGCAAUAGAUGCGGAUUUAACAGACGAUUUUAGUCCUGAGCCAGAGAAUCGGAUCCGAAAGAGAAAGAAAUUUUUUGACGAGGAGCCAGAUGCCCCUGAGGCUGAGCCCGCCGAUGCAAAAAAGAAAUUCAAAACCAAAUUUUUCGACGUUUUGUUCACAACAGCAAUUGCUUCAAUGAAAGAGCGUUUUGAGUCAUUUAGUAGCAUUCUGGAACCCUUUGAAUUUUUGUACAACAUUAAAGAAUGUGAUGAAAUGGAGGACAAACAACUGAAAGAAAAAUGUAGAUCAUUAGAAAAAACAUUAAGUGACAAAGAAAACAAGGACAUUGAAGCAGAAGAACUUGACAUAGAGCUGAAAUUGUUGUCUCGAAAAAUUGAAGAAGAUAGUACACCAGAGACGAUAAUCUAUUAUUAUAUAGUAGAAACAUUAAUUCGAGAAAACGAACCAUUACUUCAUUUACCUGCUGAAUGGAUUAUUGUUCCUUCUGGAAAAAGUAAAAGAGGAGAAACUCAAGAUGAAGAAGAAUCUUUAACGAUUCAACAUAAAACAAAUUCAUAUCCGAUUGUUGAAGCACUUAAUGAUACUGAAUUAAGAGAAAGUAUUAAACGAAUUCAAUUGAUUGUUAUUGCUUCACUUAAUGAUAAACAAGCAAAUUUAGGUGGCAAGUCUUAG
Molecule: messenger RNA, 1722 nt
Organism: Didymodactylos carnosus
Lineage: Eukaryota; Metazoa; Rotifera; Eurotatoria; Philodinida; Philodinidae
Source: the annotation of a GenBank genome assembly